UAAACAUGUUCAACCAGUGAAUGAUGAACUACAGAGAGUCAAAGAGCAGUACAAAACCAGCAUGAAGAUCAAGUAUGAGAGAUUAUUUGAGGGAUUGAAAUUCCAGGAGAAUGAAACCCUCCUGAACAGGAUCUACACACAGCUCUACAUCAUAGAGGGAGAGAGUGAAGGAGUGAAUGAAGAACAUGAGGUUUUACAGAUGGAGAAAACAGCCAAAACACAACACUCACAAGACACUCCAAUUGACUGCAAUGACAUCUUUAAAUCCUCACCUGAACCAGGAUGUGAGGAGAAAGACCAAAUCAAGACUGUUCUUACUAAAGGCAUCGCUGGAAUCGGAAAAACCGUCUCUGUGCAGAAGUUCAUUCUGGACUGGGCUGAGGGAAAAGCCAAUCAGGAUGUAGAUUUCAUGUUUGUGCUUUCAUUUCGAGAGCUGACCUUGAUCCGAGAUCAUCAGUACACUCUUCACAGACUUCUGUUGGACUUUCAUCCUGAACUUCAAGAUCUGGACUCAAAGAUUUAUGAGGAGUGUAAAGUUGUGUUCAUCUUUGAUGGUCUGGAUGAAAGCAGAAUCACACUGAUGUUUUCAGAUGAUCAGAAAGUUUGUGAUGUGACUGAGACUUCAUCAGUGGAUGUGUUGAUGUCAAACCUCAUGAAAGGAGAGCUGCUUCCCUCUGCUCUCAUCUGGAUCACCUCCAGACCAGCAGCAGCCAAUCAGAUCCCCUCCAAAUACAUCAACCGUCUGACAGAAAUUCAGGGGUUCAGUGAGUCUCAAAAGGAGGAAUAUUUCAGGAAGAGAAUCAGUGACCAGCAUCAAGCCAGCAGAAUCAUCUUACACAUCAGAAGAGCAAGAAGCCUCCACAUCAUGUGCCACAUCCCCGUCUUCUGCUGGAUCUCAUCCACUGUGCUUCAGAAGCUCCUGAAAGAAGAUCUGAGUGAAGACAUCCCUCAAACUCUAACUGAAAUGUACAUCCACUUCCUGCUGAUUCAGAUCAACAUGAGGAAUCAGAAGUAUGAAGAGAGAGAUCCAGAGAAACUCCUGCAGCCCAACAGAGAAGUGAUUGUGAAACUUGCUGAAGUGGCUUUCAAACAGCUGAUGAAGGGCAAUGUGAUGUUCUAUGAGGAGGACCUGAUUGAGAGCGGCAUAGAUGUCACUGACGCCUCAGUGUAUUCUGGGAUUUGCACUGAGAUCUUUAAGGAGGAAUCUGUGAUUCAUCAGAGUAAAGUCUACAGCUUUGUCCAUAUGAGCAUCCAGGAGUUUCUCGCUGCUUUCUAUGUGUUUUACUCACAUGUGGUCAAGAACAAGAAACCACUGCAUGAAUUCAAAUUUUGCAAAUUUGAUGAACUCUCAUUGUAUGAUCUACUAGCAUCAGCAGUAGAUAAAGCCAAUGAGACUAAGAAUGGAUGUCUUGACCUGUUCCUGCGGUUCCUGCUGGGCAUUUCAUUGGAGUCCAAUCAGAGACUUUUACAGAAUCUACUGACACACACAGAGAACAGCUCAGAGAGCAUCAGGAGAACAACACAGUACAUUAAAGAGAAGAUCAAAGGUCCAUAUGAUGAUUAUUAUUAUCAUCUCUCAGCUGAAAGGUCCAUCAAUCUGUUUCUCUGUCUGCUGGAAGUGAAAGAUCAAACUCUGUCCAGAGAGAUUCAGGAGUUUGUGAAAUCAGACAAACAUUCAGAGAAGAAACUCUCUGCUGCUCGCUGCUCAACAAUCGCCUACAUGCUUCAGAUGUCAGAGGAGCCGCUGGAUGAGCUGAGCCCCAUGAAAUACAAGACAUCAGAUGAGGGGAGAAGAAGACUGAUACCAGCUGUGAUCAACUGCCGAAAAGCUCUUCUUUCUGGCUGUAAUUUCACUGGUCAGUGCUGUCAGAGUUUGUCAUCAUCUCUACAGUCACCAAACUGUGUCCUGAGAGAGCUUGAUCUGAGUAACAAUGAUCUUCAGGAUUCAGGAGUGAAGCUGCUCUCAGAUGGCUUGAAGAAUCCAACCUGUCAGCUGGAGACACUGAGUCUUUCUGGCUGUAAUCUCACUGCUCAGUGUUGUGAAAUUGUGUCAUCAACUCUACAAUCCACAAACCGUGUCCUGAGAGAGCUGGAUCUGAGUAACAAUGACCUACAUGAUUCAGGAGUGAAGCUGCUCUCUGAUGGACUGAAGAGUCCAAACUGUCAGCUGAAGAUACUGAGAUUGUCCUUCUGUAAUCUCACUGCUCAGUGUUGUGAGAGUUUGUCAUCAUCUCUACAAUCCUCAAACUGUGUCCUGAGAGAGCUGGAUCUGAGUAACAAUGACCUACUGGAUCCAGGAGUGAAGCUGCUCUCUGUUGGACUGAAGAACCUAACCUGUCAGCUGGAGAUAAUGAGGUUGUCUGGCUGUAUGGUGACAGAGGAAGGCUGUGGUUAUUUGUCUUCAGCUCUGAGUUCAAACCCAUCACACCUGAGAGAGCUGGAUCUGAGCUACAAUCACCCAGGACAUUCAGGAGUCCAGCUGCUCAAACACAAACUGGACGAUCCAAACUAUAAACUAGAGAUACUCAAUGUGGAUCAUGGAGGAGAAAACAUGAUGACAGCAGGACCAAGAAAGUAUGCCUGUGAUCUCACAUUUGAUCCAAACACAGCAAACACUCAACUCAUGCUGUCUGAUGAGAACAGGAAGGUUAUGCAUGUAAUAGAAGAUCAGCCGUAUCCUGAUCAUCCAGAGAGAUUUGAUGAAUAUCCUCAGGUUCUGUGUGUUGAGAGUCUGACUGGACGCUGUUACUGGGAGACUGAAUUGAGCGGAGAUGCUGAAAUAUCAUUGACGUAUAAAGGAAUCAACAGGAAAGAAGGGAGUGACUGUGCGUUUGGAUUCAAUGACAAAUCCUGGAAUUUGGACUGCUCUGAUGACAGAAUUAUUAUCUGUCACAAUAUUAACUACAUUGAUAUACCUGCCUGUUCUUCUGCCUCUAAUAGAGUAGGAGUGUAUCUGGACUGGUCGUCCGGCAUUCUGUCCUUCUACAGCAUCUCUGACACACACACACUCACACACUUACACACAUUCAACACCACAUUCACUGAACCCCUCUAUGCUGGAUUCAGGCUUUAUUUGAACUCCUCAGUUUCUCUGUGUCGGAUUAAACAACAGACACACACACUCAGUUUGGGAGCAAAGUCCAGUGGGGCCUUAUAUCAGUUUCUCAGUAUGGAUAAAGAAAGCAGUGAGAGACACAGCAGUGUGUCUCUGAAGAGUGACGGAUCAACUCCUCAUCCUCCUGACCUCAGUAAUGAACCAGUGACCUUUGACCCCAGGUGA
Molecule: messenger RNA, 3280 nt
Organism: Labeo rohita (rohu)
Lineage: Eukaryota; Metazoa; Chordata; Actinopteri; Cypriniformes; Cyprinidae
Product: NACHT, LRR and PYD domains-containing protein 3-like
Exons: 9
Coding region: 62-3280 (1072 amino acids)
Molecular function (GO): protein binding
Source: RefSeq, a predicted model, not a curated record